Molecule: messenger RNA, 2070 nt
Organism: Charadrius vociferus (killdeer)
Lineage: Eukaryota; Metazoa; Chordata; Aves; Charadriiformes; Charadriidae
Product: complement component receptor 1-like protein
Exons: 13
Coding region: 1-2070 (689 amino acids)
Source: RefSeq, a predicted model, not a curated record
AUGCCGGGGUUCAAUGCCAACAACCCCCGCUGCCCCUGGAAGGGCAUCCGCAGGUUCACAGCCGCAUCCCUUGUAAGGCACAGCAGAGGCUUCGCCCGCGCUGGCGCGGGUCCGUCCCUGCGCCAUCACAGCGGUGCCGUGGGCAGCGUGGCACGGCACCCCCAGCCCACGCUGCGCACCCCCUGCCCUGCGCUCUCGCACGGCUGCGUGUCCCUGCUGGUACAGAGCCCCGGACUGCAGUCGGUCCUGGAUGGUCCUGCCAAUGUUUCCCGGGCUGCCCGGUGCCCGUUCCCGCGCAUCCAGCAUGGGAAGAGAGUAUCCGUUCCUCGCAAUUUCUACAGGACCGGGGACACCGUAAGCUUCGUGUGCAACACAGGGUACACCUUGCAGGGCUCCCGCACAAGCUGGUGCCGAGCUGACUCCAGAUGGAGCCCACCUCUGCCAGUGUGCAAAAAGGGGGUGACGUGUCCUCGGCCACCAAACAUCGCCAACGGGCUGCACAGUGGACAGUCCUCAAACAAGUUUUCCCGGGGGGUGACCGUGUACUACAGCUGCAGGGACGGCUACGAGCUGGUGGGGAACGCGUCCCUCAACUGCACGGAGAGCGGGGUGUGGAGCAGACCCCUGCCCCGCUGCGAAGCAAUUGGAUGUGAGAUGCCGGAGGUGCAGAACGGGAACAUUUACGCGGCAGAGGACACCUACGAGUCGCGGUGCCAGCCGGGGGGGACCUGGGAUCCGCCGGAGCUCAUCUGCCAGAGGGUCCGACCGUGCCCCAUGCCUCCGGACAUCACCAAUGGAUAUCACAACGGGCAGGGCAAAGCAGUUUUCACCAUGGGAAUGUCCGUAACAUACACCUGCAAUCCUGGCUACUACCUGGUUGGAAAUGCCGUUGUGUCUUGCAGAGUGUCUGGAAACUGGAGCCGUCCCGGCCCUCACUGUGAAGGGGUGACGUGUCCUCGGCCACCAAACAUCGCCAACGGGCUGCACAGUGGACAGUCCUCAAACAAGUUUUCCCGGGGGGUGACCGUGUACUACAGCUGCAGGGACGGCUACGAGCUGGUGGGGAACGCGUCCCUCAACUGCACGGAGAGCGGGGUGUGGAGCAGACCCCUGCCCCGCUGCGAAGCAAUUGGAUGUGAGAUGCCGGAGGUGCAGAACGGGAACAUCUAUGAGCCGCAGAGCACCUACAAAGCUGGAGAGACCCUUCACUUUGACUGUAACGCCGGUUACGCUGCAGAGGACACCUACGAGUCGCGGUGCCAGCCGGGGGGGACCUGGGAUCCGCCGGAGCUCAUCUGCCAGAGGGUCCGACCGUGCCCCAUGCCUCCAGGGGUCCGCAAUGGAUAUCACAACGGGCAGGGCAAAGCAGUUUUCACCAUGGGAAUGUCCGUAACAUACACCUGCAAUCCUGGCUACUACCUGGUUGGAAAUGCCGUUGUGUCUUGCAGAGUGUCUGGAAACUGGAGCCGCCCCGGCCCUCGCUGUGAAGGUAUCCCUUGUGAGCCUCCUCCAGACAUUCCCAAUGGGAAGCACACGGGCAGGCUGCUGGAUGAAUUCUACUUUGGCAUAUCUGUAACGUACACCUGCAACCCCGGGUACCCGCUCCACGGAGAGCCCUCCAUCUACUGCACCACCCACGACGGGAAAAACGGCGUGUGGAGCGGUCCCCUGCCGUGGUGCGGAGCUGGCUGCGAUGCACCCACCAGCCUGGUGUUUGCUGAGCUGAAGGAGCCGUACAGCGACCAGACCGUCUAUCCCGUGGGGACGACAGUGGAAUACGUGUGCCGGCCUGGGUACAGCCAGCACCUGGGGGUGCCGCUGGCCAUCACGUGCCUCGGGAAUCGGACGUGGUCUGAGGCACCAGAGUUCUGUAAAAGGAAACAGUGUGCUAACCCAGGGGAUCCGCAGAACGGCACAGCUCUUGUCCUGACGGACCUCCUCUUCGGGUCCAAAGUGAAUUACACUUGUCACAAAGGGUACAAGUUGGUUGGAGGCUCCCAGAGAACAUGCGAGGUCUCUGGCACAGGUGUCUCGUGGAGUGGGGAUGCUCCUGUCUGCCAGCGUAAGUAG